This is a messenger RNA of Stegostoma tigrinum, 7929 nucleotides long. RefSeq names its product peroxisomal biogenesis factor 10 (gene pex10). Bases 163 to 1122 code for a protein of 319 amino acids. The record is from RefSeq and is a predicted model, not a curated record. Gene Ontology annotation, biological process: protein import into peroxisome matrix. Gene Ontology annotation, molecular function: zinc ion binding. Gene Ontology annotation, cellular component: peroxisomal membrane. Lineage: Eukaryota; Metazoa; Chordata; Chondrichthyes; Orectolobiformes; Stegostomatidae. The transcript is spliced from 7 exons.
GCAGGCUCACAGCGGCUUGGCCGGUCCCUGUCUCCCCAGGGACCCAAGGCCGGGAAUAACCCGCCGCUCGGGUUGAUCUCAGCGCAGUUUUAAGCCGGAUCAUUCCUUCCGUUGAGGCCAUUUGUCCCAACGCCCCCGAGUCAGCCCCACACAGCAUUUGCAAUGCCCUUACCUGUGCUUCAACCUCAACUGAUCCGCUCAAACCAGAAGGAUGAGUACUACCUGAACUCUCUGCGAAGCUGUGCUAAUGACAUUUUCCACAUCUUUGCUGGUGCUAAACGAUGGCUGGAAUGGAAGAAGGAGAUUGAGUUACUGGCAGACCUGACCUACUUUUUUUUAACAACCUUUUCAGGUUACCAGACGUUAGGUGAGGAGUAUGUUAACAUCAUCCAGGUGGACUCCAGUGGGCAGCGGGUGCCAUCCUCCACCAGACGGGCGGUGCUCAUUGUCCUUCACAUCUGCAUUCCUUAUCUGCUGGAUCGAGGACUGAACCGUCUGGAGCAGGAUCUCCAGGCAGAGAAUGAGAGAUCCUGGGCACCAGAUCACAGACACGUCAGUCCAGGAGUCUCGCACUGGCUGCAGGCAGCAAUCACUGCCCUGACUGAGCAGCAGAAAAAAGUGUUGCUGCAGACUACCUACAUCCUGCGACAGGCGAUCUCAUUUCUUCACCGUCUACACCUUGGCAUCUUCUACCUCAACGGAGCUUUCUACCACAUAGCUAAAAGAUUCACCAGGAUCACUUACCUGUGUGUACGUGGUUUAUUCAGUGACAAUGCUGGACUCCGGCGGAGUUACGAAUUGCUGGGGAAGAUUUCUCUGCUGCAGCUAGCCCUGACUGUUGCCACGGAGGUGAACAGCUACCGGCAAAAGCAGCGUGCCCGGCAAGAGUGGAAACUCCAUCGCAACCUUCCCUACUCGAGAAACCUCUCUCAGGACCAUUCAGCCCGCAGCUCCAAGUGUAUACUUUGUUUGGAAGAACGUAGACACUCAACAGCCACACCAUGCGGCCACCUCUUCUGCUGGGAAUGCAUCACAGAAUGGUGCAAUACAAAGGCAGAAUGUCCACUUUGUCGGGAGACAUUCCAGCCCCACAGACUCAUCUACGUGCGUCAUUACAUUUAGAAACUGAAUUUCUAUGAUGCCUGUCACAACCUUUGGAGAUCCCAAAGCACUUUACAGCUAAUAAAGUACAUUUGAACUGUGAUUUCUUAAUUUUGAAAGAAGAGGCUCAAUGGACAUGUGGUUAGGAGACUUCCAUAUUGAAGCUCAAGAGAACAGAACAAUUAAGGCAGCAGCAUAUCUGCUCAAAGGAACUGACAAGUAUGCUGAUCUAUCACCGCUUUCAAGAUCAUACAAAAACCUUGGAGUUCAGACUAUUGUUUGAUGGUAAGUUUUACAUCUGAACAUGAAUUGAAGUACUAAAAAGGUGUCCUCUGCCACUGCUUGCCCUCCUGUCCUCCAAGGCAUUAUACCUUUGGUCCACUUCCACAAGAUGCAAUAAAUAAGAGGAUCUUGCUACUUCUGUGCACCCAAGUUGCUGUAGGAGAUAAUUCAACCAUGGAGUGCAUCCGGAGUGCAAUGCUGUUUUUACUGGUGAGAAUGCAGGAGUUGUAGCUGAUUGUGCCCCCUACUCCCUGCAGUCCUGGUGUGAAUGAGAGAAAUUGUUAUCCAGGCUAGCACAACCCACAACUAGGAUCCUAAUGCUGUUCUUGGGCAUGGCCAGGUCCACUAGUGUUAAAUGUUUCCAAUGUACUUCUGCAUACUCUGAGGAAACUGAUAACCAUCUAAAAUAGUAUUUACAAUUCAAUAGUCAGGCCAGUCACUUUAUCUAAUUCAGUUUAAUUGUUUCAUUUUUGUUUUCCCAGAGGAAGAGGGCUGAGAAACAGCAUUACAAAUUUAUUUUGUUCACCUUUAUUACAAGUAAAAGUUAUAACAUGUGCGCCAUUGGGAGAUCUUAAAUCCGAGCACGAAAAACAUGUUCAAUUAAAGAAAGACAAUUUGGAUGUGUAUGUGGUGCUGCAUAAUGCAACACAUCGAUUUGCACAAUGACUAAUGAUUUGGAUUCAUAUAAAAUUAAAUAAAAUGUACCACUGCAGGAGAUGCUUUCUCUCUAAUCUGAUUUUAAGACAUUAAACUCACCUACAUCACAGCACGACAGGAACAAAAAUCUCUAAGCUAGAAAAAAAGUAAUGUUGCAGAGUACAAUUUCUGUGCACUGUUUAAAUUCAUUUCCAUUUGCUCCCAACACCAAUGAACAGAUCUGUAAUGACUGGUAAUUCCACCCUCAUGGACUCAGAUAUCCAUCUGUUAAGUUCAGAAAAAAUAAUCUAGGCUUUUAUUUAAAUAAGACAAAAGAAGAUGGGACGACUCCUAUUAAAGGAAGCUGGGAUUAUUCGUUCCAGACAGUAUAAAAGGCUGCAAGGCUCUGGCACUAAAGUUCUAGUUGACAUAAACAUCACUUACGGGCAUUGUUUACAAUGUGAAGCAACAAGUAGCCAUGAUUAAUCUUAAAAAAAUAAAAUCUCUGUACAAGCACAACACUGGGAACUGCUUCACACGAGGGAAAAGAAAAAUGGGUGGUUUGUAAAAUCUGUCCACGUCCACUUGCGCUACAGUUAUAACUUGUAUCCUAACAGGCCACUCUCGCCUGUGCCCUGUUGAGGUGAAAAGUUUGAAGAACAGGUGCCGUCAAUGGCCAGCAAUCCUAGUGAAUGCAUCAUGUUAAAUAUGAGCAUUGCAGCACACCAGGUUUCCAGCUUUGUUUUCAAUGCAGUUAUAUCCUGGGUCCCCUCCAGUUCUGUUUCUUUAGCCCCUGAUGUGCUGACUCCUGCAAGGUUACAAUUGCGUAGAGUGCCCUUCACACAGUGGUAAUUUUUUCUGUUCAUUGUAGUCUAAAUCUGUAAUGCUGUGUGCAGAUAGGAGGGUGGGAUUGGUCUGAAAAGUAUAACAAGAGUCUGAUAAAAUAUUCACAAGUGCAUAAUUUUGGCAGGGAUCAUGCAACUGAUCAGGAACCCUGGCUAUCCCUGCUACCACCACCCAUCCUGUGACUUGAACCAGUGACAGUGUUAAGUAGGCUCCUAUCUCAAAAGAUCAAGCAAAUGGCGGUCAAGUCCAGCAGGAGUUGGUACAAACUAGCACUAAUGUCAGCAUUUACUUGUCACCUAUUCCAAUGACAUCAAUUCCUGCACAUCACUCUCAUACUGUGAUCUAAAUAUAUAUUCUAUAUGGUAAAUAUACUCCUUGGCAAACAAAAAUGCAAACUGAAUGUGGGGUAAUCCUGAUUAGCAUACCCAAAGUUAGGGGCUUUUUAUAAUGCCAGACUUGCCAACUUCCAAGCUCAGCCCUAGAAUCAAGGAUGUCACUUCUGUCCUGCAUGUUGGAUAAACAGGAUGGAAGGUGAAAGAAAGAAAUUAUACAGAAAAAUCUAAUUAUGCCACCUUAAAUCUCCCACUAGUUCAAGUAUUUUAAAUACAAAAUUAUAAUGAAACAUAGUUUUAAAAAAGACUGGAGACUUACAUUACUGAGUAACGUAGAGUCAUUGGUUACACUACACUAACCUACAAACUGUUCGAGACAAAAACAGUAUAUUGCAUUGUAGUAUAUUAUUUAUACUGUCACGACCCUCCCCAGUGAUUGAACAGUUGCACCUUAAAAUUAGAUGCCGUGUACUGUACCUUUCUAUGGACAUGCUAAAUUACACCUGCAAAGUUAAACUUAUUCUUAAAUAAAUUGGGUUAAACUAACAUGCAUCACAGGUAAAAUCGGUCUUGGUUAUGUGUUUCACGCAGGCAACACGACACUUCCUAAAGGGCAAGGGCUGCUAUACUGUGCUGACUAUUUUUCUUUAAAGUAACCUGCAGUCUUCAAGCCUUCAGUGGUGGGAUUGAAUCUACCAUUGAUUCAUUUUUUAAAUUUUGGGUUGUGAUCUGUUCGGAGGGAGAGGUUUGUUAGUUCAAUCAUAUAAAUCACAGCAUUACCACAUCAGGGAUACAUUAACCCACACUGAUUGAUGUCAUGAGGGCUGGAGAGCUUAAAGUCACACUGGUCAGUCAAUAAUAAUUUUUUUCAUUUAACAUCAUCUUAAUGUGUUGAAUUGUGCUGAGGAUUCACCUGAUCUAUCAGUGUCUUACCCAAAGUGGACAGGCUUUAUGAGAAUCUCAACCAGCUACGUGACCAGAAGUGAAGUGUCGCAAUCAAUAUUCAUUUUCAGGUGGGGCUCCACUGAUUGCACCAGUCAGGGGCUCUGAGUGCAAAGCCUGGACCAUUCCCAAAUGCUGCCUCAGCUGGCAUAAGUGCAGCUACAGUGUAAAAUGGGGAGCUGAAGUUCCAUUUCCAUAGCAUAAUCCUAUCACAGAUCUAUACACUUUCACAUCACUACUGUUUCAUAUCUCCACCCCUGUAUUAUAUAUAAAUGAUCCUAGUUACCCUCUGUGAAUCUAUAUUUAAUAUACAAGUGGCCUAUUUUUCCAUUUACUUGAACUGGAGGUCCAAACUACUGCCAAUUAUAGCUUUUGCUAUGUAAUAUUUUCCAAUGAGUGAUUUAACUGGUUUAAUGUCUACAGAUCUGUUCUGGAACAUUAUCCCUUGUCGCCCCUACACUUCAUUCUUAGAAAUGUCUGUCUUUCACACUCUUAUAAUAAAAUCCACCAAUCUUUCCCUCUCCCCUUCCAAUUAUUCAUUGUAGGCUUGCUAUUUGCCUUAGCAAGUACUGUAAAGAGAGCUCCACUGUACCUUAAAGAUAACCCCUUCCCUCACAUCAUGAAAACUGUUGAAAUUUAGCAGAUUUUUUUCAAAGAAGCAGCACAACAAAGCAAAUUCUUGUAAUUUGUAAUAUAUGUAAUUCUGGCAUCUAUCAGUACCUUGUAGCAAUCCAAAGUUUAAAGCUCAGCAUCGAGUUCAUAUUAGAAAGAUUUUAUCAAAAUUUUAUUUGUUUCGCAUUAUUAACAUCUAGCCUGAUGAAUUUGGAAUACAAUGCCAUGACUCAGGACAUAGAUGAAGAUGUCCUCAAAGUUGACUCUGAGAUUUAAAAAUGAGAGAAGAAUUCCCGAUCUCCAUCUUCAAGCUAUUUGGUUCCACAGCACUCUAAAGCUGCAAGCCUGUGUUUCGGUGUUCUUGCAACCCUCUUUCCUCGUUCUCUCCAAACCCCUCCGAUUGCUUCUCCACAACUCUUCCAAGAGGCCACAACAUAAAAAAAAACUAUUUCCAAAAUUUGAUCAAACCCAGAAAAUACAGUAAAAGUCCAUCCAAUUCUCAAUCAUUAAACACCAACUACUUGAUAUUGUAGCAUCUUAAUACUGCAACAGUUCCUUGCCAAAAGCCUCAGUAACUUGGGGAGCCAUAGCAAAUAGUCUAAUUACCCAAGUAUGGAACUGAUUUGAUAUUUUAAUUCUUUCUUUCCAGAUGACAUAAAGGAGAAAAGGAGGAAGUACAGUUGAAGCAACUGGCAAAAGAAAUACAAUUAAAGGGAAAUUCAAAUGAAGUCAUCUAUAAAUUAAAUCAAAAUGGUCAGGACAAAAAGUCUGCGUAUAUAUAUCAUAUUAUAAACACAAUGUCUCUGUGCCAAAAAACUCUCAAAACUAAAUCACCUUCUAAAAUGUACCCUUCAGAAAGGCCUGGAGCAAACAUGAUAAUCAUAGAGUCAUGUCACGGUUGUGAUUAUUGUCCAAUGUUUACAUGUAAAGAGGAAGGGGAGAAGAUAAUCCAGGAGUGCCAAGCAGCACUUUUUCUAACUGGCAAAUGCUUUCGUAGAAUCCUCCUUCCCCUUGUACGUCCUUUUCCCAUGAGUGAACGGUAGAUAUCUGUACUUGAUCAUGUGCUGUUUAAAAGGGCAAAAACAAAAAUUACUGAAUAAUACUUUUACACAAUUUCAUACUCAGUGCUAUUAAUGGGAACACAGUUAUCUGGGUGGGUUUUGGAUGCCAUCUAGAAUAUUGCCUUUCUCGCAAUAUGUGAUCCAAGGCAAUGAUUGCUGGUCAGCACUUGACUUUGCAGGACAACAUUGGAUCCCUAGUCAGUUAAAGGCAGUCAGCAUUGGGAGUCAAAGCUGGUUUAUUUUAUUUCCACAAUCAGGGCUAAUUACCAAGAUAAGGACAGCUGUAUCAAGCUCAGCAAAGAUUGAGGCACUGACCGACGGCUUUCUGUCUUGCAUGACCUAACCUAUGAAUAACCCAACAUGGCUUAAAGCCAACAUUACAAUUGUGCUGAAUUGUAGGUGUUUCUUUUGUUGCUGAUUUUAACCAACCCAGAAAUAUUUCAAUUUAUUUGAAUUGGGAUCUGCACAAUCUACAGCACUGCGAUUUCUUCCAUCCAAGACUUUCAGUAACUAGCACAUACGCAGUUAAUAGUAUACACUGCAGAACACCAUUAAAAAAACGCCACUGGAAUCAAUUCUGCCACCAAAGGCAAUGGAACCCUUAUGGAAUACAGGUUUUACACUCUGCUGAAUACUACAUUGCUUACAGUUACGUUGAAAUUGUAAGUUUAAGUCUAUCUGUAAUUUUAUUCUAUUUGCAAUGCAGUGUGUUUCACAAUCUGUUAUAUUUACCUUAAUCUGUCUCUUCAUAGUAAUGCAGAAAAGCAUAAUGAAGUACAUGACCAAGAUUGGCCAGAAAACUGGUACAUUGAAGGCAUCGAAAAAUGUGCAAAUCAUGGCUACUAUUAUUCCUUUUGUAGCAGAGUGCCUGAAAGCAAAUACAGACAUAAAAGAUUAGUUAUCCUGUUCAAUUAGCCAUUUUCAUCCCAUAAAAUCUCAGCAUGACGACUGUUGGGCUGGUACAGAUUCAGAUAAACCAGCCAACUUCCAAAUGGAUAUUCCGUACGCAUAAACCUAGGCAAGUAUCAGUAAGAGAUAGUAGAAACUGCCGAUGCUGGAGUCUGAGAUUACGUAGUGUAGAGCUGGAUGAACACAGCAGGCCAGGCAGCUUCAGAGGAGCAGGAAAGCUGACGUUUUGGGUCUGGAGCCUUUUUCUGAAGAAGAAACAUAAGCUUUCCUGCUCCUCUGAAGCUGCCUGGUGUGCUGUGUUCAUCCAACUCUACAACUUGUUAUCUCAAGUAUCAGUAAGCUUUUUGACCACAGGGGAAAUCCGAAACACAUAGGAACCUAUCUUCUUCCAGUACAUAAACAUGUUCAUGACUCACUGGAAAUUCAUCAAAUACAGCAUCUCGGUAUUACUUUCUCUCCCUCAUCAAUGAAUACUACGGUCAACGCAGUGCCCUCCGUUCUGUCUCAGCUGAGAUCAAUGAUUUCACAUUGUGCCUAAAUCAAACCAAAUAGCUCCCAGUCGCAUGGAUUAACUACUUUACACCUUCAGUAAUUAAAUCCUGGGACAUCACAGAGAGACAGUCAAGAGGAAAUCUAAUAGAGGAAUAAAACAACUUGGAGUGAUUUGGAUUGAGUAGGUAAAGAAAAAUUAUUCUCAUAGGUGGAAGGUUCUAGAACCAGAGGACUCAGGCUUACAUUGGUUGGUUAAUGAACGAAAGGCAUCAUGAGAAAAAUAUUUUCUUUUAGGAUAUAGCAAGUGAUUAGGAUCUAUAAUGUAUUGUCUAAAAAGGUGGUGGAACAGAUUAUGCCUUGGCCUUCAAAAUGCAAUUUAAAACACGUGAUGGAAAAAUAGUUGCAGGACUGCAGAGAAAGACAGCUAGAACAGGAUCAAUUGGGUGGCCCCUGUAGUAGUGCAAAGGUAGUGUUCCUACUGUGCUUCAACCAUUCCCUGACAUCAUUAAAGCUAUCAGUAGGAAUGCUGGCAGAAGAUGGCUGCACAGUUAAGUGUUCAAUAUUCAGUGCGCUGACCAUAAAUUUAAGAGGGUUAUCUCCUCAACUGGAAAUUUUUCCUUCUCCCUACUUUAACGUUGUGGAUCUCUUUAUCUCCCUCAAUCCUCCUGUCUCCUGACAAAGCAAUAUCUUUUAUUAAAAUGCCAAGCUUUAUGUUA